AUGGGUAACGUGAUGGACUCGUUCUUCACCGGUUUCUCUCAUUCCAUCGGAGACUUCUUUGGUUCUCCACUUGACUUUCUCUCUGGAAAAUCUUGCAGUACCGCUUGUCCAUCACCGUGGGAUUUCAUAUGCUACGUCGAGAAUUUCUGCGUGGCUAAUCUUGCUAAAACCGCUUUGAUCCUAAUCGUAACCUACGUCUUCCUAUUCUUCGUCUACAUGUUAUACAAAGUUGGGUUUUGGCAUUGCAUCAUCCACGGUUUCUGGAGUCUCCUCUGGGGUUUAGUCUCUUGUUGGUUCUACAUUCUCAGCAACUGCUUCAGUUUCUUCUGCAACAAUCUUCUGCGUAUUAAGCGCCAAAGAAGACGCAGAUAUACAGAGGAUGAUAGCGGUGAUGACGAUGAUAGUGAUGAUGAUGGGUCGUUGAGAUAUCAAAGAUCGAGACGAGAAUGCAGAAAAGAAGAGCGACUUAGAAAGUCUCUGAGAGCAAGGAGCCAUCGUGUUAGUGUUGGUGUGAGGAAAGAUCAUCGUCCUGACUCCUGUUUAAGCCAACAGGGUGGUGGUGUUGGUCAUGCUCAUGGUAUUAGAGUGAGCAGAGAGUCUAAAUUCGCAAGGAAAGGCUCGAAACGCAGAACUCGAGCUCACCAUGGUCCUCGUAGACCCGGAAAUGAAUAA
Microthlaspi erraticum is the source of this 672-nucleotide messenger RNA. The record is from the annotation of a GenBank genome assembly. Lineage: Eukaryota; Viridiplantae; Streptophyta; Magnoliopsida; Brassicales; Brassicaceae.